Oncorhynchus kisutch (coho salmon) is the source of this 5038-nucleotide messenger RNA. Its product is annotated as kinesin-like protein KIF3C. The record is from RefSeq and is a predicted model, not a curated record. Bases 2653 to 4911 code for a protein of 752 amino acids. Gene Ontology annotation, molecular function: microtubule motor activity; ATP binding; microtubule binding. NCBI's taxonomy places the organism in Eukaryota, Metazoa, Chordata, Actinopteri, Salmoniformes, Salmonidae. The transcript is spliced from 8 exons. Gene Ontology annotation, biological process: microtubule-based movement; mitotic cell cycle. Gene Ontology annotation, cellular component: microtubule.
GUGUGCGCGAGUGUUCUCGUCCAUCCCAGAGCUAGCUCUCAGUAGCACACAUAGUAUCUCCGCUCUGCAGCUCCAGACAUGAGGAACAAGGAUUAUGGUAAAACUGUUGAAGAGUGUUUUGAUUUACCGGGACGUGUGAAGGCGGAGCUUGCUUUGUUACGGAUUGAACCCCCUACCGACUGACAGAAUGCACCGGCAACGGAACCGUCACCCAGGCGCGGUGAGAGCUCGUGAUUAGGCUAUUUAUCUCUGUACUGAGCGUCAGCUAUGCUGAUUACGGAGCUAAUACCACCGGUUAACGCGAUCCAUUCUGUGGAUUAAAUCAUUACUGUUGCCGGUGAGAAACACACGGAUGGAUUGGAUUAAAAAUGAGAGUAAGAAAUAUCAUAUAAUAAUCGAUAUGAGAAGGCCUGGGUGCCAGAGAUAUUCUAGUUGAAAACAGACAGAGAGAAUGAGAAAAUACAUAAAUAAAUGUGUUUUAACUGAGAGACCAGCGACAGGUUAUGAUUAUUAAUAUUACUAAUAUGAUUAAUUUACCCGCUAAUGUAAACAGGCUAAAUUAAGGUUAGGCCUUUUUGGUAUACAGGUUAAUUUACCCCACUAGGUCUGUAACAAGGAAGGACUUGAAUAAGGCCUGUUGUAACAUUAUACCCUGCCCGUUACUGUAGUCAUAUAGGGUUAGGGUUAGACUGAAUUACUGUAGUCAUAUAGGGUUAGGGUUAGACUGAAUUACUGUAGUCAUAUAGGGUUAGACUGAAUUACUGUAGUCAUAUAGGGUUAGGGUUAGACUGAAUUACUGUAGUCAUAUAGGGUUAGGGUUAGACUGAAUUACUGUAGUCAUAUAGGGUUAGACUGAAUUACUGUAGUCAUAUAGGGUUAGGGUUAGACUGAAUUACUGUAGUCAUAUAGGGUUAGGGUUAGACUGAAUUACUGUAGUCAUAUAGGGUUAGACUGAAUUACUGUAGUCAUAUAGGGUUAGACUGAAUUACUGUAGUCAUAUAGGGUUAGACUGAAUUACUGUAGUCAUAUAGGGUUAGACUGAAUUACUGUAGUCAUAUAGGGUUAGACUGAAUUACUGUAGUCAUAUAGGGUUAGGGUUAGACUGAAUUACUGUAGUCAUAUAGGGUUAGGGUUAGACUGAAUUACUGUAGUCAUAUAGGGUUAGACUGAAUUACUGUAGUCAUAUAGGGUUAGACUGAAUUACUGUAGUCAUAUAGGGUUAGGGUUAGACUGAAUUACUGUAGUCAUAUAGGGUUAGGGUUAGACUGAAUUACUGUAGUCAUAUAGGGUUAGGGUUAGACUGAAUUACUGUAGUCAUAUAGGGUUAGGGUUAGACUGAAUUACUGUAGUCAUAUAGGGUUAGGGUUAGACUGAAUUACUGUAGUCAUAUAGGGUUAGACUGAAUUACUGUAGUCAUAUAGGGUUAGGGUUAGACUGAAUUACUGUAGUCAUAUAGGGUUAGGGUUAGACUGAAUUACUGUAGUCAUAUAGGGUUAGGGUUAGACUGAAUUACUGUAGUCAUAUAGGGUUAGGGUUAGACUGAAUUACUGUAGUCAUAUAGGGUUAGGGUUAGACUGAAUUACUGUAGCAUAACUAAUGUUGGAUUACUUCAUUUUACUGUUGGACUACAGAAAUAACCAGUCAGUUAAUUAGUAAUAAUAUGAUAAUAACAUAGUAACUGCUCGAGGCCUGUGAAUUUGUUUAAUUUGCACCAAUUGGCACCAUUCUGUUGAAGGCAGUACCAGAAGACAAAGCUACCCACUGAUACAAUAACAGAUCAGUUAUCCCGGUCAGAUCAAUACCUGAUCAAUACAAAGGAAACAGAAUCCAGUAAGGAGAAAGAUAUAUGAUAUAAUUGUAGAUAUUAAUAUAGUAAUAGAUAAUAACUCAUAGUCCUGACAGUAGUAGAUAAUAACUCAUAGUCCUGACAGUAGUAGAUAAUAACUCAUAGUCCUGACAGUAGUAGAUAAUAACUCAUAGUCCUGACAGUAGUAGAUAAUAACUCAUAGUCCUGACAGUAGUAGAUAAUAACUCAUAGUCCUGACAGUAAUAGAUAAGAACUCAUAGUCCUGACAGUAGUAGAUAAUAACUCAUAGUCCUGACAGUAGUAGAUAAUAACUCAUAAUCCUGACAGUAAUAGAUAAUAACUCAUAGUCCUGACAGUAAUAGAUAAGAACUCAUAGUCCUGACAGUAAUAGAUAAGAACUCAUAGUCCUGACAGUAGUAGAUAAUAACUCAUAGUCCUGACAGUAAUAGAUAAGAACUCAUAGUCCUGACAGUAGUAGAUAAUAACUCAUAGUCCUGACAGUAAUAGAUAAGAACUCAUAGUCCUGACAGUAAUAGAUAAUAACUCAUAGUCCAGACAGUAAUAGAUAAUAACUCAUAGUCCUGACAGUAAUAGAUAAGAACUCAUAGUCCUGACAGUAAUAGAUAAUAACUCAUAGUCCUGACAGUAAUAGAUAAUAACUCAUAGUCCUGACAGUAAUAGAUAAUAACUCAUAGUCCUGACAGUAAUAGAUAAUAACUCAUAGUCCUGACAGUAGUAGAUAAUAACUCAUAGUCCUGACAGUAGUAGAUAAUAACUCAUAGUCCAGACAGUAAUAGAUAAUAACUCAUAGUCCUGACAGUAAUAGAUAAUAACUCAUAGUCCUGAUGUCUAAGGUGAAGAGUAGUGAGACGGUAAAGGUAGUAAUCCGCUGUCGCCCGUUAAACCGGAAAGAGGAGGCGGCAUCGGCUGGUGUUACCCGGACACCGGGAGGAGUGGGCGGGAUCGUAGAAAUGGACAUGCGUCUGGGUCAGGUGGUCUUAUGGAACCCUCACGGUCCACCCGGCGAGCCGCGUAAGACGUUUACGUUCGACUCUGUGUACGACCCCUCGUCUAAACAGCGUGAUCUUUAUGAUGAGACGGUGCGGCCGCUGAUCGAUUCCGUCCUAGACGGGUUUAACGGAACCAUCUUCGCCUACGGCCAAACGGGUACCGGGAAGACCUACACCAUGCAGGGGGUGUGGCUAGAGCCAGAGAGGCGGGGCGUCAUCCCCAACGCCUUCGAACACGUCUUCACCCAGAUCUCCCGCUCCUCCGCCGACCGCCAGUACCUGGUCAGAGCCUCUUACCUGGAGAUCUACCGAGAGGAGAUCAGGGAUCUAUUGGAUCCCAACAUGCACGCACCUCAUGUCCCCAACGUGCACACUCACACCCACCGCACCCUGGAGCUGAGAGAGAGCCCGGAGAGCGGGGUGUAUGUGCGUGACCUGACGUCGUGCGUGUGUAAGAGCGUGAAGGAGAUACAGGAGCUGAUGAACUUAGGGAACCAGGUGCGCUCGGUGGGAGCGACAGACAUGAACGAACACUCUUCCCGUUCCCACACCCUGUUCCUCAUCACGGUGGAGUGUUCCCUGCCGGGGCCAGAUGGACGGCAGCACAUCAGGGUUGGCCGGCUCAACCUGGUUGACCUGGCGGGCAGCGAGCGGCAGGCCAAGACGGGCGUCCACGGAGAACGCCUGAAAGAAGCUGCCAAGAUCAACCUGUCUCUGUCGGCGCUAGGCAACGUGAUCUCAGCACUGGCAGACGGGCGUAGCGGCCACGUUCCGUACCGGGACUCCAAAUUGACACGGUUAUUACAGGACUCCCUGGGGGGCAACGCCAAGACGGUGAUGGUGGCUACGCUAGGCCCCGCCCCCCAACACUACGAGGAGACCCUCACGACGCUUCGCUAUGCUAACAGAGCUAAAAACAUCCAGAACCAGCCAAGAGUUAACGAAGACCCUAAAGACGCCCUGCUCAGAGAGUUCCAGAAGGAGAUCGCAUGGCUCCGCGCACAGCUCAGCCACAGGGAAGGGAGGGGCAAACACAGGAAGGAGGAAGGGGAGGAGGGCUGGGACGGAGAAGGGGAUGAGGAGGGAGAAGAGGAGGUGGAGAAGGAGAGGACACUGCAGGAGGGGAGGCUUGAAGAGGAGAAGGAGGCCAUCAGAGAAGACGGAUCACUAUUGGCUGAGGAGAAGCAGAGGCUUUUGGGAGAGAAGGAGAGGAUGAUGGGAGAUCUGAAGAAGGAGUGGGACGCCACCGAGCAGCUCACUGCCAAGUACAAGGCGAUGGAGAGCAAGCUGCUGGUUGGAGGGAAGAACAUCAUGGAUCACACCAACGAACAGCAGAAGACCCUGGAGAUACGCAGACAAGAGAUCGCUGAGCAGAGUCGUAGAGAGAGGGAGAUUCAGCAGCAGGUGAUGGUUCAGGAUGAAGAGACUCUAGAACUCAAAGAAACAUUCUCCUCCCUGCAACAGGAAGUGGAGGCCAAGACAAAGAAACUAAAAAAGCUCUAUGCUAAGCUGCAGUGUGUGAAGGCUGAGAUCCAGGAUGUUAAUGAUGAGCACGUCAGGAGUCGACAGGAGCUGGAGCAGACGCAGAACCAACUCACCAGAGAACUCAAGUUCAAGUAUCUGAUCAUAGAGAACUUCAUUCCUCUGGAGGAGAAGAAUAAGAUCAUGAACAGACUGACCUUUGACCCUGAGGAGGACCAGUGGAAGUUCAUACCCCUCGUCCCUGCAGAGAGGUCAGGUCAGUUCAGCCAGAUGAAGAAGAGGCCGGCUUCUGCAGUCGGAUACAAACGACCAAUCAGCCAGUACGCACUGGUCUCCUUAGCGAUGGGAGCUCACUCCAGAUACCGGGCUGAGAACAUCAUGUUCCUGGAGCUGGACAUGACUCAUCCCACCACUGUCUCAUUGGACCACCGGCCAUCGGAGGUGGGGCCUAAUUAUAGCCCCUACCCAACAGACAACGUUCCCCACAGGGAGCGAGCUGCACGUGUCCGCAUGUCACGAUCCUGGUGUCAGACCCCGCGAGCCAUCACUUCCUCCACCUCCACCGUUUCCCUGGCAACCCAUUCUACAGCCACGCCCACUGCCGCCCAGUGAAGAGCAGCCUACCUCACUACCUAUCCCUUCCAUAUCUCUCUCUCUCCUUUCCAUAUUUCUCUCUCUCCUUCUCCAUAUCUCUCCCUCUCCCUUCCAUAUCUCCUUUCCAUCUCUCCCUCUCCAUAUC